Pomacea canaliculata is the source of this 3883-nucleotide messenger RNA. RefSeq lists its product as uncharacterized. The transcript has 9 exons. Gene Ontology annotation, molecular function: protein binding. The record is from RefSeq and is a predicted model, not a curated record. Gene Ontology annotation, biological process: signal transduction. Lineage: Eukaryota; Metazoa; Mollusca; Gastropoda; Architaenioglossa; Ampullariidae. Bases 850 to 2946 code for a protein of 698 amino acids.
AAAAAAAAAGGUUAUUACUGACUGCGAACCAUACAUUAUUGUUUGUCAUGAUAAAGGUGACUUUGCUAAUCAUGUAUCAGCAUGACACACCAGCCCCUCGCCACCUGCCAGGUGCAUGAUGUUCCCGUAAAAGCCGGAGAAACAAAGGUUAUCGAUGUUUUUCGUCACUUCCGGUCAGGGUCACAAUGAAAGCUUUAAAUGUGAACUAAAUGUGUUCUACAUUCACCAUCACCGCUAUAAUUACCACGACCACCACCACUGCCCUUACCACAACCCUCCCCACAUCCCCACAAGAAGUUUCAAAAUAACCCGGAAACCAGAAGUGUGUUUGGUCAGCCAAGACACCGCUGAGAGAAUGUCAAAACCCUCGGCUAGAGCUCGAGUCACUAACAACCUGACUGCAAGGCUGGAAGGCAAGGCUGUAGAAGAGAGGCUACAAAUCGACAGUCCGGGUAUCCGGGGCUGUGCGCGACCACCCGCCACAUGUACCCGCUGAAUUAGGAGCAUACCACACGAAGCUUUCGGUACCACCUUAACGAACCUCGGCUCUUCAACUGACCUUAGCGGUGUUUUCUCGUGUUAGGAGUCGUAUCUGUUGAGGUGGAAUGACACAAACUUUGACGGAGACAUUUUCUGUGCUUUCAAACAGCAACAACUACAUCGUGAUGCAACUUUAGACGUAUGUAGUAUACAGUAAUGUUGAAAAUGUGGGAGGGAAAAAACCUUCACCAGAACAGAAAACCAUCACGGAGAGAAGGGAUCUGAGACAAACCAACACCGCUAAGGUUUACACUUCUACGAGCAUGUGACGCUCACGAAGAACCAUUCUUGGCAGUUGUCAAAGUCAGGAUGCUGGACACUAAAGUUUACAAGCGCUGUCGAUUCCAAGAUGGCGUAGGUCCCAGCAAAUUUUUUCCGCUGGCACUUCCUCUACGGAGAAGCGCUUUCUUUGCCAGUAGCACUCAGAAUAUUGCAGGGAGGUCUGAUAUCAGACACCAAGGGAAAGGCAACGCUCAUUGUAAAAAUGCAGGAAGAAAACAUCGGAACAAGAAAAAAGACCCUUUAAACGAGGAGCUUAAAGAAAAGCUGCGGCCGGUGCUGGAACAUCGCAUGCCCACGCUGGUCAGCAAGGCGGCCUUCUCACUGCCCGCAGACUCGGCAAAGGCCAAGGCGUUGGGGAGGAAUAAGGUCGAAGGUCACCUGCAGCCAGCAGCGCCCCCGCGCAAUCUGCAGGAAGUGAGGGCUGCUGUCUCCAAGAGCAUAGCAUCAGUGACAAGGAAGCUGGCGCGGCUGGAGCGGGACUACUACGGGGACAAGCGGACUGUGCACAGCGAUGCCGAGCAGUACGUGCCUUCCGUCAAGGCGCUGAUGAGGGCCCUGUGGAUCCUUGACCUCAACAAGGCCUCCGAGGUGGAGGAGCUGAUCAAACAGUCAGUGAACCCUCAGCGCUACAAGGACGACGCCAAGCACCCAGCAGCCUUGAAGGAAAUUUAUGCGAGGGUUAUGACCUUUCUGCCGGACAGACUGACCCCUUUGAUUGAUGCCUGUCAGGGCCUGCUGGACAAUCUCUCAAGAUACUGCGUCAGUUUUUACUCGGCCGAAUCAGACUCCUACCUGGAGACAGCUGCCCAUUACACGGAACAGAUAACCUCUUGGCGCGAAAAGGUGGAGGUCAGCUUACUGAGCGCGCGCAGUCUCUACAAGAAGUUCCAGACCACCGGCAUCAAUCACAACAUGCUCAGCUCACCUGUCGCCAAUUUCUGCUCGCGCUGUGACAUCAACAAGCUCCUCUUCAUCGUCAUGUUUGCUGAUGCCAGUACACACCUGCGCAACGCGCUCACGGUGAUGAAGUCGUGGUUACAGACAGACGAGAACUACACCACCUAUGUAAAAAACGAUAUGAUAGAGCUGGAGAAACUUAAAGAAGACAAAAUUAAGGUGCUUCGUGAUCUGAGGACGAAAUGCCACUCUCUGACUUACAAAGUAAAUCAGCUGGAAUCUGAAGAAAGGAGACUGGCCCAGGAGAUUACAGCUAUGCGCGAGAAGGAGGAAAGCCUUCGGAUCGAAGAGGUUUUUCUUGUCAAUCAGAUAAACGAGGUGGACCUGGAGAUAGAGUUCAAGGAACGGCGGAGAGACAAUCUGCGCAAACAGAGUGCGGUGGAACCCUUGGAGCCCACCACAGAGACCCCCGAGGCACUGGUGUCAGAGCUGAAGCAACUGAAGGACCGCCUGCCCACCCUGCAACGGCAGCUGGCGCACUUGCGUCACAAGCUGGGCUGGGUGGACGACAAAAUGGCGCAGCUGGAGAAAACUCAGAAAGAUAUCCUGGCCACCCGCGAGGAGCUGAAAGAAGCGGAUAGCGAGAGAGGGCGAAAGGAGGAGGAGUUUGAGGAGUUGGACCAAGCCCUUCUAUUGGCCCGACGAAUACUUCUGGUUAAAAAUGCCACAGACUCCGUAGAGAAGCUGUACUACAAUGUACCCGUUGACACAAAAGCCUCGAAAACAUCCAAGGUGAAGACCAAGGUCAAAGAUCCUGUGGAAAACGCUUGCCGAAUCAUCUGCUCACACAUCGAUCGGGACUGGGUACAGCUGUACCGGAACUUGACUUUCUUCCCUCAACGGGGGGCAGAGACCAUCGAGCGUGACCUCCUACACCUGACCGAGAUGGGUGCGCGCGCAUCUGUGGCGCUGGCGUCGCGCCACGCUCUGGAACGCUGGAAGCGCUAUCACACCAGGGCCAACGUGGAGGACCUGCGGCAAGCGCUGAUGAAGAUCAAGAGGACGGACAUCCUCAGACUCAUCGACGACCGCCUCAAAAUGCCCACGAAAGUCGUCGACCCCUUCGAGCUGCAGGAGGAGCUGCCCCCUCCGGUGGAGCCCAAGCUCGUGCCGUACUACAGACUGAUCGAGCGCUACGACCAGCUGCGAGCCAGUCGAGUCAAAUGAUUAACUGUCUUUCUUUGUCCCUCCCUAUUCCUUCGAUGCCAGCAAGAGUCCAAUGUAAAGGACUAACUCAUUCUUGCUCCAUCCUUUGCUAUAUGACAUUUAAAGGCAUACCCUCUCCUCUCUCUUUGUACCCUCAACGGCUGACGUUAUAGAAAAUAAUGUUAGCUGGGAGGGACUAGGGCGAUGCAAUCGCAUCCCCUCUAAACCCUUCCCGUACACCGGCAUGUCACUAUAAGCCGUUACCUGACAGGUGGUCUAACUGAACCCAAAGCACACCUGACGUUUGGAUCGGUCGAUGACGUAGGUCGUGUAUAGCCUGCAGGCUGAGGGUGACUUGGGUGAGUUGCUCGCGACUUUUCUGUUUGCGGCCAAUUACUCUGACGCCGCACUUGACUGUUGUUGGGUAGAGGGGAGUGGGGGAUUCAGGGGGAGCACCCUGUGUACUGCGUAAUUAUUACAAAAUUUAUUGUUAACUUAGCUGAGGAGUAUAUUUAUUAUCCCACCUUAAUGCGUCCCCGACGUUAAAUUAACUCGUUAACCGUUCAAGCUCCCAAACACACACAAACGCACGCACAUACAAAAACACUUCGCGUGUACACAUGCAUACAUGCGCUCAGAGGAGGAAGCGUUCUCACGCGCUCUCGUGACAUGACAACAAUCAUAAGCUAAGCUGGGAAUGAAUCAUCACAAUGGUGCAUUAAGUGGAGGCUGUACUGUUACCCUGUGUAAAAUCCUUUUACCUUCGACAAAAGACAGUUGUUUUUGACUUUACAGAGCAUUGUUAUGUCGCAAACCUCCGCUUGAACUGCGCUGACAUUUUUCCCAGUCGAAUCAAUUUGCUCUCAUUGAUGUGUUGUUUACUUGCAUAAUAAGUAGAAUGCUGGUCAACGCAUCAAUACGUAUGAUUAUUCAAAUAAAUUUUGAUUCUCAAAAUGUA